GCGGCGGCGGCGGCGGAGGGUAGGGUGGGGUGAGGUUUAGCCCCCCCCAGAAAGGACCUUUGAUCGCGGCUUCAGGUUGCCUUCAAGACCGAGAGGAAGAUAAUAGAAGAAAACACUGGAGGCCUUUCCCGCAGCAGACCACAACUAGAAUCUCGGGGUCACUCAGUGACUUGCAGAAGAUUCAGGACAGACAACACAUAAUUCAUGUUACAAGAUUUCAUGUUUGGGGCCCUGAAGGAAAAGGAAUUUGCCUCAUAGAUGGCCUUGGAAGUAGAAAAGUCUCCUUUUGAUGCUUCAUGAAGCGUGAAGGCCAAGUGUUGCGGGAGGUGGAAUUACACAGAGCUCGAGGCUGACUUCCCUGCAUCCGUCAGCCGUGUUUGCCAGCCCUUGGAAGUUGAGGAUGAAGCCCUCUUGCUCAUUGGAACCGAGGAUCAAGAGCUCAGAGCUGUAGAGGAAGCUGGUCCCAGAGUUUCCGGCGUUGCCGAGAGGAGCCAGAAAUAUCAUGACACGUCUUCAGUGCCUUCUAGCAGGUUUUGCGAGAUAAAGUAUGUGGAGAGAGCGCCGCUAGUCGGUAAGGCUGCUGAGGGUGGUGACGUACCUGAUCAUUUUAGCCGUACUGGUUCGCACCCUGAAGAGCAAAAGAUGAACGCAGUCAAGUCCUCAAAUUCUGCAGAGCUGCUUCAAGGUUUGCUGGAACUUCCUGGAGCCCUCCCAAUGAAAGCUGGGGACUCUGCCUUUUACAGCCCUACUGCUGGAUCCCGCCACAGCCUUGACGCUGGCUGCAGGAGCCAGACGGCCUUUGCCCCUUAUUCCUCCACUCCGAAACGUUUCUCGUGUAAACGAGACCCUCGUUUUGAUGCCUCAGUGCCCAUGUUCCCUAGGACUGGCAUUUCCUUGCCACCUCCAGAAGGCUCCGAUUUUGAACGGCAGGAAAGGGCCCGAUCCAAGAGCUUCUCAACUUCUGGGGCUGCUUCAUCGCCUGAAGCAUCUGCUCCGUGGUAUCGGCACAAUCUGCCUGACCCUGAAGAAACCCCCAUGCUUGGCAGGCACAAGCCAGUGCCGAUGGAUUGCUCUUCCCCGGUGGGCCAAAUAAGAAAGAUGACAUCCUUCCAGGCUGAUUACUGGGCGUGUGCAAUCCCGGAUUCCCUACCGCCAUCGCCAGACCGUCAGUCCCCGCAUUGGAACCCGAACAAAGAAUACGAGGACUUGCUUGAUUACACCUACCCUUUAAGGCCAAAAUACAAGCUCGCAAAGAACCCCAAAGACUCCACUGUCCAUGAUUCUGGGGUUGACCUUGACAGCUUUUCCAUUUCCCCUGAGAGUACUUUGAAGUCUGUGAGUGUGCAAGACCAAGAACGUCCAGCUGUGCAGAUCCAGAGCCCACAGAAGUUUUCGACUUCAUUGCUGAAAAAUCUAGAAUGCUCAGCACCCGUUUCUCACUACCGACUUUCCCCUAUUGGGAAAGUCUCCUUUGUAGAUGCUGGUCCCUCCUCCGGCAGAAUUGGCAUCUCCAGAGAGAUGGCACAUGGGUUGUCUCCUUUGUGCACUAGUCCUGGUCCAUCCAAUUCAGCCAGCAUAGAUAAGAGAGACUGGAACAUGAGGGGACAUGACGGUCUUCGAAAGAGGGGUGCUGCUAGUAGCAACUUCAUCCGCUCCACACAGGUGCUGCCCUUACAGACAGCAUGUUCCAGUGAUGAAGAAUAUCUCUCCUUACCUCCCAGACUCAAGGAGUUGGAGACAUUGGCUCAGCAGUUGACUGAUCUUUCACUGACCAUAAGGAAACCUGAACAUAGCCAUGCUCAUGGUGACUUGCCAUGCAUCAGUGUGAAUGGACAGCAGCUUGAGGGCAAUGGUGGUGGUGGUGAUGAGAGCCAGUGGAAACUGCAUUGUGGUUCUUGUCAUACAUGCAGUUUCCAAGAAUACAGUGACGAAGGCCUUCUGAGCAAUCAAGGCUGCAGGGACCAGGAAAGCAUGCUGGGAGAGACUGCUUGCCCUGGUUUCCUCGAAGCAAGGUGCCUAGACUUCCUGGGGAGAGGAAGCCAACAUGUUGAGCCAGAGAAGAACUGUUACAGAGACUCCCUUGCGCAGCGCAUUAAGAUAUUUUGCUGUCAACUAGAAGAGCUCAUUUGUUGGCUUCACAAAGUAGCAGAAGUUACAGACAACUGGAUUCCUCCCAAGCCAGACAUUGAAAGUGUUAAAGCAUCAUUACAGAACUACCUGGAGUUCAAAAAGGAUUUAGCUGGCCACCAAACGCUGUCUGAAGGUGUGUUACAGGAUGGUGAAAGGCUCCUCCAGUGUAUGGCAUCAAAUUCACCAGUUUUACAGGACACUCUUGGUUGGAUUGCAAAGCAAUCCAUUGAGCUCGAAGCCCAUGCUGCGCGCUUGUACGAGUCUGUUCUAGCUGCUAUGGAUACUCUCAGCGCUGGCUUGGUGAAGAAUUGUGACGCUCAACCAACGGCCGCCCAGGCAGAGUCGUCUUAAGUAGUGGAUAAUGCCUCCAGUCGAAGUGGAAUUUGUCUUUAGCUGAAUGAGAGAAGUGCUUCAGGAAAGAGUGUGAGGAGGCCAUGCUAAACUGUUCUCUAAACCGAGGGCUGAAUCAAUGGGGCCUUUUUCUUCGACGCUGUGACCCGCUGGACUCCCAUCAAGCCUAGACGUGACAGCAGCUGGCUUCACGGUGGCACCAGAGUCUUUGGAGAGCGCAGAGGCGGCAGUAGUGAUGAGCGGCUUCUGACAGUCGGGAUGUCUCUUGAUUGAUACUACUUAUUUUAUAUUUCUUCAGGUGAACAGUUGCGAGUCUUCAAUGCCUGCUUCCCCUGUCCCUUUCAAAAGGUUCUGCUAAUGUUUUGUUAACGUGACAUUUCUAUGGAAGGCUACAUUUCAAAUAAAACAAU
Molecule: messenger RNA, 2891 nt
Organism: Elgaria multicarinata webbii
Lineage: Eukaryota; Metazoa; Chordata; Lepidosauria; Squamata; Anguidae
Gene: CEP68
Product: centrosomal protein 68
Exons: 8
Coding region: 643-2481 (612 amino acids)
Source: RefSeq, a predicted model, not a curated record